GGGAGUGGCCCUAGAAAAGGCAAAAAGACAAAAAAACAAAAACAAAAACAAACAAACAAAAAAAAAACAGAGAGAGAGAAUCUAUUUGAAUUCCAUAGCAUUCUGUUUUCCUAUAGAGAAUCAAGAUGCCUUAGAAAAGCCUUAGACCAGAUGCCUUUCCCAGGCCCUUCCCUCCCUAGCCUCUUUAUUAAAGCACACAUCUCAUCCACCGUUCUUUACCUCCCACGAAUGGUGGGCAGGUUUUGAAUCAAAGUAAUUGAAGUGAAAGAUCAAUCUUGUCAGCUGAUUACAUAAAAGGCAUUGAGUGUGUGCAAAUGUGUGUGUGUGCUCGAGUGCGUGUGUGUUUGAGAACCUCCGUAUGGGAAAAAGUGGGAGGAAAUAGGUGGGCUGAAGAGGAGGAAGGGGAGAAGUGCCAGCUCUGUGGCUGUGUUUCAAAUAGAAAUACUUGAUUUUAGUCCAGAGAAGAGAGCAGCUUGGUUAUUUUAAAUGCAUUUUUUUUUUUUUUUUUGUAAAGAGUGCCCUUGUCAUUUUCACUUACACCCAUGGGUGUGGGCUUUCCUCUCUUCCUCAAAGCAAAAUGGUGAAAGUGGGGAGGAGGAGAAGUCUUCCUGAAAAUUAGUUGCUGAUUCAAUCUCACGGAGUUUAUUCCACCUCUUCAAGGCACCAGUCAGAAGUCUGGCAUCCAUGGGAUGGUGAGAAAAUGGAAUCUUGGAAAAUCAGGACUCAGAGUUUCUUGCUUGGGUCUGGGAACAUGGGUGACAUUUGGAGGUCAGAUUUCAGAUGAGGUUGCCGAACGGCUGAUGACAAUUGCUUAUGAGAGCGGAGUGAAUCUCUUUGAUACAGCCGAGGUCUAUGCUGCUGGAAAGGCUGAAGUGAUUCUGGGGAGCAUCAUCAAGAAGAAAGGUUGGAGGAGGUCCAGCCUGGUCAUAACAACCAAACUCUACUGGGGUGGAAAAGCUGAAACAGAAAGAGGGUUGUCAAGAAAACAUAUUAUUGAAGGAUUGAAGGGCUCCCUCCAGAGGCUGCAGCUUGAGUAUGUGGAUGUAGUUUUUGCAAAUCGACCAGACAGUAACACCCCCAUGGAAGAAAUUGUUCGAGCCAUGACACAUGUGAUAAAUCAAGGAAUGGCAAUGUACUGGGGAACCUCCCGCUGGAGUGCCAUGGAGAUCAUGGAAGCCUACUCUGUAGCCAGACAAUUCAAUAUGAUCCCACCAGUCUGUGAACAAGCUGAGUAUCAUCUUUUCCAGAGAGAGAAAGUAGAAGUUCAGCUACCAGAGCUCUACCAUAAAAUAGGAGUUGGAGCAAUGACAUGGUCUCCACUGGCCUGUGGAAUCAUCUCAGGAAAAUAUGGAAACGGCGUGCCUGAAAGUUCCAGGGCUUCAUUGAAGUGCUACCAGUGGUUGAAGGAAAGGAUUAUAAGUGAAGAAGGGAGAAAACAGCAAAACAAGCUGAAAGACCUUCUCCCAAUUGCAGAGCGUCUAGGAUGCACGCUACCCCAGCUAGCUGUUGCAUGGUGCCUGAGAAAUGAGGGUGUAAGUUCCGUGCUCCUGGGAUCAUCCACUCCUGAACAACUCAUUGAAAACCUCGGUGCCAUUCAGGUUCUCCCAAAGAUGACAUCACAUGUUGUAAAUGAGAUUGAUAACAUACUGCGCAACAAGCCCUACAGCAAGAAGGACUAUAGAUCAUAAGGCAAUGCAUGAGCCUCAGGAGCUGCAUGGGUAAAUCAGCGGUCUAUACAGGUACAGAGCGAUGUUACCAGCCAGUCUUUUGAGUCACUUAGCAGCCCACUGCUUAACCUCUAGUGUCCUCGGAUUCUGAGGUGUCUGCUGUCGCUACCACUGUGCACCUGACUUAUGAGCACAUCUGAAAACUCACAACCAAGAAAAUCCAUUAUAUUUUCUUAUCUUGGACUGGAGUCACCUAUUUUUACAUUGUUCUGUACACCCCAUGUUUAUGCAAAGGAAAGUUUAUGGCGGGGGGGGGAGACAUUACCUUCAGGUAUUUAGUAACUUAAGGCUGUACAGAUACAUUUUUUCAAAUGAAUAAAAUCCAGAGGCAGUGUGGAUUGCCUCAGAAAGAGUAGGCUAUGUUCCCACAGAAGUCUUGCUUGGGAGAACUGGCUGAAACAAUUUUACAUUUUUUUUUCUAUUUUCACAUUCAUGUUAGCAAGAGUUAUUUCACUUGUAAUUCAACAAAAUUCCUAGGUAUUUGCUUUCAUUACCUUUUAAAUAUUCAGUGUUGCUUGGCCUCAAAAACGGCCCCCUGUACCAAUUUAUCCAAGGUGUCUAUUAGGAUUCUAAUAACAUUAUGUCCAUUUGCAUGGAGAGAUAGAUGGUAAAAGGAUGAACAUCCAAUCUUUAACUGGAGACAGUAUGGUUAAUUUAUGAAAGGGAGAAUUACACUGCUAUGAAAGCUUAGCUUUGAAUAAAAUGUAUCUGCAAUGAAGUGUUCAUUUUUUUCUACAUUUUAUUAAAACCUGCUUUAUACUUUUGACUGCUUAUAGGCACAGCUUCUGAGAGUUUAAAUAUUUGAGCUUUAAAAAUAAAUAUACACAUGCUCAGUUUUGUAAGUAAACCUGUAAAAUACCCAGAAAAGCAAACGUGUUGUUUAAUUAGCACUAGGAUUUUACAGUAUGAUGCUUGGUGUUUUUGAGGAGUUAUUAACAUGAAAGUGAAUCACAGGCUUUGCGGAAAAUGCUGUUACUACUCAGCAUAGGCUGGGUGAAGUAACUUGCCCAAAAAGCAAAUAUUAAAGAACUUCCUGAUUCUAGAAUCACAUUACGUGCAUUAAACUAUAUGCAUGAAAGUUCUCUGCAUGGAUUAAUAGGGACUAAUCUUGUGGCACUCAGCUGAGGUCUAUCCAGGCCUGCCACUAUUGGCUACCUACCCUCAUGAAUAUUCCACUUUAAAAAAACUUGAGAGUCUACCAUAUGUACCUGUAAGAAAGGAGAAAACUUUUCCCCCCAUUUUUAAGGUGUGUGUUGAGGGGGGAGAGCUCUGUAUUUCUGUUUGGACACAGUGUAAUUUAAUUUUCUGGCCAGCAGGUCCCCCAUGUAGAUAUCACUUUGAGACUUAGAGUAUAUACUCUUAGCUUAAAAUGUUAUUUUCUGCCAUCAUUUCCAGAUAUGUUCUUCACUGUUAAGUUCUAAAUCUUAAAAUGUUAGUAUGGAAUACCAACAAUUUUCUUUUUGAUUACUAUUAUAUGUAUUCUAAUAGGAAAAUAGUGUGGGUUUUUUUGCCCAAGAGCAUCAGGUUAUUGAUGGAAAUGGAUCAUUUUUUCAAUUGUUCAUAGUGUGUUCAAUCAAUCCAGUGAACUACCAUAUGCAUAAAUGAGUGAAGCUGUCUAAUUGGAACUGCAAUUAUUUAUCUGCUUAGAGUAAUAAAAGUAUUUGUGCAUUUCAUCUCUGAAUUAGAAUUUUUAUCUAAUCUCUCAUUAUAAGGAUACACAUAUAUUUUUUAACUGCCUGUUUUAUAUAUAUAUAUAAAUAAAUAUAUACAUAUAAAACAGGCAGUUAAAAAUCAUCUACAUAAAAAUGUUGGCAAGUAAGCUGCAGUGAAUGAUACCUAACAGAAAUAGCUUCACCAAAAGAUUUAAACUGCAAUCCAAACUAUUUUUCUCUUACUAACGGAAAAAGGAUUAGCUACUAAAGAUAUUUCUUAGAUUUUAGAAAUAUUCUGUACUAAAGUUAAAGCUUCUCAAGCUCAUUUAAAAGAGACUGAAAAUUAAAAUCAAGUAAAAAAAUGCAAACAUUAUUACUUGGCUAUUGGAACAGCAACUUUUAUACACAAAUCAUCUGCCAUGCUAAAUAUAAUAUAUAAAUACAUUUCACAGUUAUAUCCUUAAGAAAAACUUCCAUGCACUCUCAUUUUCUUUUCUUUUCUGGAAAGACUUCCUUGGCAGAGAACAUACCAUUCCAAAGGGUAACCUGAGUGGCACCAGCCACAUAAUGAAGCCUCAGCCAAGAGAAAUGAAAACUAGAAGCCCUGUGCCUGGCUUCCCACUUAAAACAACUGUCAGUUCAUCUUCAUCUGUAGUGUGUGCCAAAGGUCACCAGAUAGAUGUCAGGGCUUCAAGGGGCCUUUAGCCAUCUUUGAAGCCACCCUCCUCUGUGCGAAAUGAGGAAACCAGGCUUAAAGAGAGAAAAGGACUCGCCCAAACUCACAUUGCAAGCUGAUGGCAGAACCAGGCUUAAAACCAGGUAUUUUGUGUUCCAGUCCAAUGCUCUUUUAGGGAUGACUUUCUUUUUUAGCUUUAAAGCUUUAUCAACAAGUGUGUGUGUGAUUUUUUAAGUCAAAAAAGCUUGAAUAUGAAGCCAAAUUGAAUGUCAGUUAAGAAGGAAAGACCAAAGAAAUGCAAUGAAAAUUCAUGCAGGCCACUGAGUUCACCUCUACCACCUCAAUGAAAAUCAAACCAACCACUCCAAAGACCCUUCUAAUCUUCAUUGACUCCCCUUACUUGGGAGUCCAAGGAGGUAAGAGAUAGCCCUUACAGCCCAAAUAUAUGUGUCUGUAGACUGGCUUUCUCUCUGUAUGUACAUGUCUACACAUAGCCUUCCUUUGUGUCUCUGAAAACAGCAGUGACUGGCACACACACUGCAAACAGAAACUAGGUGGGCAGGACAGCACAGCAAGCACAUAUUGGCAAAGAGGCCUGACAUUCUGCUCUGUAACAUAAUUGCACUGUGCCUGCCACACAAAUAUUUGAUCGGUUACUACAGAAAUGUGCAUUUACAUGUGUGGGAAAUUAAAAUGAUGGUUAAUGUAAAAUAAUGUAAUAAAGAUGAUAUACUUAAUCAGAUGGUUCUCAUAAAGAAGUCUAACAAAAACAUAAAUUUUACAAAGCAAAGUGUAAUGAUCUUAACAAGCAAGACCUUGCAAAAAAAUUUUCGGUAUAAAUCCAAUCUCCAUUUUCCAGUUAACUUCAAACCUUGUUUCAAAUUAUUCUAUCCAUGUUAGAAUAAUAUACCAAAUAAGUCAACCAGUAAAUCUUUAACGGCUAAAAAUAAUUUCAACCCAAGAUUUUCAUUAAGUUAUAAAUGAAAAAAAUAGAAAUAGGGAAAUGUAAAAUGUUCCAACACUUAUCACAAGGGAAGUAAAAACAGGAAUUUAAUCACUUAGGAUCCCAAUUAUAGCAGAACCCCUUUUAUUUUACUGGUGUUGGAAAUAGGAUAUUUUUAAGCUAAAAAUUCACAGCAGGCUUUUCUAACUAUACCAGAUCCAGCACAUCAUAAUUCUAUGUGCCACAUAGCCGUCUAGGUGAUGAGGAGAGUACUGAGAAAAAGGCUCUACAAUUCCCAAGAGUGAGGUAUUGGUACAGUAAAUCCUUAAUGAAAACCGCAGAAUCCUGAGUACAUGUCUUUUAAACAUAUGCACAGAAAUUUACCUAAUGGUACCGAAAGUUAGAAACCAUUAUUAGGAUUAAAAACAAAGUGCUGUAGGAAAAACUCAGGAUCCAAACCAAAUUUUGCUUCCUCAUUGCUCUAUACAUUAUUCAGUUUAUUAAUUCAAGAAAUGCUCUAUUAAGAAUAUUAUGCUAAUUCCUCUAGUUCAUCACCCCAUCUCAGCUGUACUGUAUUAUAAUAAUGGUGGCAGUUUUUCCCCCAUCUAUUACAGGCACUGCAAUCUACUAGUGACAGCUUUUUACCUGCAAGUUAAAAAUUACAGGUUAAAAAACUACUUGAUCCAGCUCUGGUAACAAGUAGUAGACACUGAUGGUUUGUCAAACAGUCAUUCUGUUAAAAAGGCAAAUGCAUUUGGUAUAAAUGCCAUGCCACCAAACUACUGUCCAGUUAUUAAUCAACAGGAAAAAAAAAAA
This is a messenger RNA of Sus scrofa (pig), 5814 nucleotides long. Lineage: Eukaryota; Metazoa; Chordata; Mammalia; Artiodactyla; Suidae. The record is from RefSeq and is a predicted model, not a curated record.